Messenger RNA from Rotaria sp. Silwood2, 744 nucleotides. The record is from the annotation of a GenBank genome assembly. NCBI's taxonomy places the organism in Eukaryota, Metazoa, Rotifera, Eurotatoria, Philodinida, Philodinidae.
AUGGGUGGUGGAGCAUUAUCUGCUGUAGCAUCUGCUGCUGGCUUUGGACUUAAACAACAUGAAUAUAAUCAAUUCCAAAAUAGAAUGUCAUGGAUCACAAAUGUUGGAACUAUUGAAGAACUGACCGAUGUAGCACGUCAAGUGGCUCGUAAAUUAGCUGAUCGUUAUGAAGAUCAAUUAUUAAGUUUGCGACCAAGAUCCGAUGAAGUUUCUCAAGUUUGUCUUUGUUGUUGUGCACCUUCUGCACCUAGUACUAAAGACGAUUCUUCUGCCAAAAAAACUCCAACGAAAGCGAUGGGUCCUGCAGAACAAGUUGCCAGUUUUGGUGUUGCUGCUGCAUUACAAAUCAUUGUUGACGGAACUUGUACGAAAUUAGAACUUGCAAAAUACAAAGAGCCAGAAUAUUUGGCCGAUACCCUAACUGAAGUGAUCUGUUCUGUGAGACCGAAUUUCAAAACAAAAGUUCUUCAACAUUUGAAGCUUGACAAAAGUGCGAUUUUGCCAUAUACGCCAAUAGAGAAAAUAAAACAAGGAGAAAAGUUGAGUCAAUGGUAUCUUCAUGAGUUUUACUAUAAACCUGGUAUUUAUAUUAUAAACGGUAAAGAAAAAGUUAAACAAGAUCCUUUGUCAUCGAUGGAUCCAAAAGUAUAUUAUUAUCGAUUAGGAACAUUCGAAGAAUAUAAAAAUUUAUGUGACCUUGAUAAAGUACUAACGAAAGCUAUAUCAAACAAUUGUUGUUGCUAA